Oryzias melastigma (Indian medaka) is the source of this 1742-nucleotide messenger RNA. It is a transcript of the gene trmt11, whose product is annotated as tRNA methyltransferase 11 homolog. The transcript has 13 exons. Gene Ontology annotation, biological process: methylation. NCBI's taxonomy places the organism in Eukaryota, Metazoa, Chordata, Actinopteri, Beloniformes, Adrianichthyidae. Gene Ontology annotation, molecular function: nucleic acid binding. The record is from RefSeq and is a predicted model, not a curated record. Gene Ontology annotation, cellular component: cytoplasm. Bases 208 to 1626 code for a protein of 472 amino acids.
ACAUGCAGAGGUGUUGUUAUUUUAAUUUGAUUGAGGGACAUUUUCCAUGGGGCAAACGUGAAAAAAAGUAAUUUAAUAGAUUAACAAGUUAAGGAAGCCAUUAUGUCAAAAGCUGUUAAAAACAUGCAUAUUUUAAACUCAUUUUAUGGUUCAACACAACUAUAGCCAAAGCGGUACGCUGUUUCAGAGCCGAGUUUCCAGCCGGACAUGUUAUGUGUUACAACAAAGAUGGCUGCCCACUGUAGCGGUUCACGCCUCCGGUAUUUAAUGCAUCUCGCACAGGAUAAUGUGGAUUUCAGGUUACCGGAAAUUAAAGCUUUGCUUGCUUUGAGGGGGAAACAGUUUCAUCCUUGUGAAAACUUCAAAGAACAGUCUCCUUUCUGGUGCUUGGAGGAUUUGUCAGAAGAUGAUGUCCGCAGUGUCAUGGCCAGAUCUGUUUGUGCAAAGUCUGCCUUUGAGCUUUGGGGUCAUGGACAGACAGACGGGGAACUCAGAACAUCUCUCCUUAACUACCCACCUCAGAGCAUGAGUCCAUUCAUGCACAAAGACUCUACCUACAGAAUUAACGUCUAUACUUUCAACAAAACGUUGCUGUUUGCAGACAGAAUCAAAAAGAUUGAUGCUUUGGAAUAUCUUCCCUUUGAGGGCACAGUGAGCUUGAAGACCCCUCAGCACAUCUUCUGUCUGCUGGAGGAUUACGGCACAGAUCCCAACAACAUCCCAGAGCGUCCCGACUAUAUCUACUUCGGCAGAUGGAUAGCAGAUGGUCAGCGGGAGCUGAUUCGCACCCACAGUGUGAAGAACAGACACUUCAUAGGGAACACCAGCAUGGACGCUGGCCUCUCCCUCAUCAUGACCAACCAUGCUAAGGUCAAAGAGAACGAUCUCGUCUUUGACCCUUUUGUUGGCACGGGGAGCCUUUUGGUUGCAUGUUCUCAUUUUGGAGCAUAUGUGUGUGGAACAGAUAUCGAUUACAACACCAUACAUGGCAGAGGACGGUCUAGUCGCAAAAACCAGAAGUGGAGGGGACCGGACGAGAACAUCAGAGCCAACCUCAGACAGUACGGAACGGAGAAGAUGUUUGUGGAUGUGAUGGUUUCUGAUGCAUCCAAGCCAGUGUGGAGGAACGCCGCUCUGUUUGAUGCCAUCAUCACUGAUCCUCCGUACGGUAUUCGGGAAUCCACAAGGAAAACCGGCUCCUACAAAGAAAACACUAAACUACCUGACGGCAACUAUGUAGAGUCCCAUGUGCCAGUCUCUCAGGCCUACCACCUGAGUGACAUCUUCACAGAUCUGCUGAACUUCUCUGCUCACCACCUGGUUUUGGGUGGGAGGCUCGUCUACUGGCUGCCUAUCUACAGGCCAGAGUAUUGUGAGGAGAUGGUUCCCCAUCAUCCGUGUCUUCAGAUCAUCAGCAACUGCGAACAGACGCUCUCCAGCCACACCUCUCGACGCCUGAUCACGAUGGAGAAAGUCAAAGAGCCAGAGGAAUCUGACAGCUCUGCUCAUCUAUCAGACCCAAGCUUCAGCACCUACCAGGGACACAACGCCUUCAGAGAGAAAUACUUCAGUGGACUGAAUAAGAGAUGUGUCAAGGACGACACAAAAUACUUCCAUGAAAAUUAGUGACUUUAAGCAUUUUUGUUGCAUUAUUAUAAUUAUUAUUUUUAAUGUACUAGAUAGAACAUUUUUUACUGUUUUUAUUAUUUUUAAUUCUCAAUAAAUAAGCAGAUAAAACACAA